Molecule: messenger RNA, 3415 nt
Organism: Dioscorea cayenensis subsp. rotundata (Guinea yam)
Lineage: Eukaryota; Viridiplantae; Streptophyta; Magnoliopsida; Dioscoreales; Dioscoreaceae
Product: E3 SUMO-protein ligase SIZ1-like
Exons: 17
Coding region: 288-2915 (875 amino acids)
Biological process (GO): protein sumoylation
Molecular function (GO): SUMO ligase activity; zinc ion binding
Source: RefSeq, a predicted model, not a curated record
GCAAACCAUUCGCUCAAGAGAGAGACGAAUGCGAGAAAGAGCUCGCGGUCUCCCUCUCGGCGCUUUCCGCCCAAUUCCUCCCUCUUUGCCUUCUCCAUUGCUCGCAAUUUCACUCUCAUUCCCUUCUCUCAGGGCUUCAAAGUCCUCUCCUUUGCUCUUUGUGCAUCGCCAUGGCUCUUUGUUAUUGGAAAAAGAGCUGGCUUGGGCACUAGGGUUUGUUCUGUUGGGCUGUGGAGAACGAUUCUAGCUCUCGCUUGUUUGAGUGGCGAUUUCUAUAUCGGAUUUGUAUGGUCGCUGUGAUGGAUCUUGAUUUUGUGACAAAUUGCAGGGAUAAGGUGCCACAGUUCAGGAUAAAGGAGCUCAAAGAUGUUUUGGGGCAACUGGGCCUUUCAAAACAAGGAAAGAAGCAGGAUCUUAUUGACAGGAUCUUAUCACUGGUUUCAGAUGAACAAGUUCCUAAACCAACUAGCUGGGGGCGGAGAAGCUCCAUAGGUCUGGAAGGGCUGUCUAAAAUAGUUGAUGAUGCUUUCAGAAAAUUGCAAUUUCCCAAUGGUACUGAUUUUGCCAUAAGGAGUGACAGUGGUUCAGAUUUUGAUCAUGUGAAACCUAACCAGGACAUGGAUGACUCCUAUCAGAUCAAUAUGAAGGUCAGGUGCCCUUGUGGCGAUAGGUCAUCGAUCUCCGAAUCAAUGAUUCAGAAUUUGUUAAUGCAGUGUGAAGAUCCACAAUGUCAUGUCUGGCAACAUAUUCGCUGUGUUAUUAUUCCUGAGAAACCUACGGAUGGUAUCUCACCUGAUCUUCCACCACGUUUUUAUUGUGAAAUAUGCCGAGUCAAUAGGGCAGACCCAUUUUUGGUGACAAUUCGCCAUCCUUUACCUCCUCUGAGAUUGGCAUCAUUUGGUGCAUCCUCUGAUGAAUCAAAUGCAGUACAAAGAAUUGAGAAAACAUUUAAUUUGUCAGGAGCUGAUAUGGAAAUGCUCCAGAGAUCUGAAUUUGAUCUUCAGGUAGGGUGCAUUCUUUUAAAUGAUAAAGUUCAAUUCAGAAUGCAUUGGCCUCAAUAUGCAGAUUUGCAAGUUAAUGCUGUUCAAGUCCGAACUACAAACAGACCAGGCACCCAGUUGUUAGGAACCAAUGGUCGUGAUGAUGGUCCAACAAUAAAGGUAUGCAGCAUGGAAGGAGUUAACAAGAUAAUGCUAUCAAUGUGUGAUUCUCGUGCAUUUUGCUUGGGAGUCAGAAUUGUCCAGAGGCGCACACUGCAGCAGGUCCUAAACUUGAUACCAAAAGAAGCAGAAGGGGAGAGUUUUGAGGAUGCCCUUGCCCGUGUUCGUCGUUGCUUGCGUGGGGGUGCUACUGCAGAGGAUGAAGAUGGUGACAGUGAUUUAGAAGUUGUUGCUGAUUCAGUCACUGUCAAUCUUCGCUGCCCAAUGAGUGGAUCUCGAAUAAGGGUUGCUGGAAGAUUCAAGCCUUGUGCUCACUUGGCUUGUUUUGACCUAGAUACUUUUGUUGAACUUAAUCAACGCUCUCGAAAAUGGCAAUGCCCAAUUUGUCUUAAGAACUAUCAGUUGGAAAAUAUUAUAAUUGAUCCAUACUUUAAUCGCAUCACGUCCUUGAUGCGAAACUGUGAGGAAGAUGUGACUGAGCUUGAUGUGAAGCCUGAUGGUAUGUGGCGUGUUAAGAAUGGAACUGAAUUAGGGAAUUUUGCUCGGUGGCAUCUACCUGAUGGUGAUCUUUGUGCUUCAAAUGAUUUGGAAAUUGAACCUAGACCAGAGAUAAAGCGGGUUAAACAGGAAGGUGCACCUGAAGGUCAGACAAGUUUGAUAUUAGGAAUCAAAAGAGAUCGCAAUGGAAACUGGGAACUUAGCAAGCCUGAAGAAAACUAUGUGUUUGACAAAUUUGAAAAUUAUGGCCAAAAUGCCAUACCUAUGAGCAGCAGUGCCACUGGUAGUUACAAAGAUGGGGAAGAUGUUAGUGUUAAUCAAGAUGGUGGGGGACAUUUUGAUUUUUCUCUGAAUAAUGGUCACGAGCUUGAUUCUCUCUCGCUUGGCUUUGAUCCAACCCAUGAUGUUAGUAGAAUCCCUUCUGCUACAUUCAAAGAUCCGGUUGUUAUUGAAAUCAGUGAUUCUGAGGAGGAUAAUAAUAAAAUUGUUUCUCCUAAAGACGGCUAUGGUGCUGGUACAAGUGUUCCAACUGGUGUUACAUUUUCUAUCAAUCAAUCUGAAAUUUCAGGAAGAAUGCAUGAUGACCCUGUGCUUGGGACCAGUAGCACUCCAUCUCCUGUUUUUUUUGACAAUAAUGUUGAUGAUCUUGAGUUGCCACCCUGGCCUUUGCAGAGUGGCCCUCAGACAGGAAAUGGCUUCCGACUUUUUGAGACAGAAACUGAUGCUCCAGAUUCUUUGAUGGAUGCAGCUAUGAACGGCUAUGAUUUGGUAGCCAAUGAUGUAUUAGGGAAUGCUUCUCAAGUCCAGGAUCACCCAACAACUCAUUCUGAUGCAGAAAUGAAUCUAUCACUGGUUGAUAAUCCUCUUGCAUUUGAUCAUGAUGAUCCCUCCUUGCAAAUUUUUCUUCCAAGUCGGUCCACUGUUGUUCCACUACAGUCUGAUCUAACUGGACAUGCUGAAAUGGGAAGCAUUGGUCAUUCUGAUGAUUGGAUAUCUUUAAGACUAGCUGCUGGUGGGGACAAAAAUGAUGCUCCGACAAAUCAGAUGACAUCACAGCAUAAGUUUGCCCCAAAAGGGAGUAGAAUGGAGUCAUUAGCUAAUACAGCAUCUUUGCUACUAAAUGAUUGUGGCAACAACCAAUCUAACAAACCGAGAACAAACAACCAGAGAUCUGAGGACGCCUUCUUUACAUAUCCUCGCCAACAACGUUCUGUUCGGCAACGCCAGUACUUAAGGAUACCUAGUGAUUCAGAUUAGUUUUCUUACUCUUGUUUAACCUUUUUUUAUUAUAGCUUUUUGGCGAGCAUUUGGGAGGAUGCCCGUUGUUUAUAGGUUUUGACUUGUCUCCAUUGCCAUCAUGAUCACCCUUUCGGAAGAGAAGAGCCCUCUUGUUUUUUUCCCGGUCUGUACCUGUUAUCCUUUCUGAUGCAGUCUGAGAUCUGCCCAUUAGCUUAUAGAAUCAAUAGAGGCCCAAAAAAAAAAAAGGUGAGCCUAAUUGAUGGAGGAGGAUCGGUGUUUCGGUAUCAAAGGAAAUAAGCGGAAAAGAGCCGAGGACUAUCUUUGUACAUAUUCUCCGUUCUUUUGUUGAAUGGAAAAAGAAAAAAUAAGAGACAAAUGGAAUUUAUUUAUAAAAUUUUGUUUUCCUUUUGUGAUUUUUCAUGGUCUCCUUCCAAAUUUGCUGCCUUUGUUGGUUUGGCAAUUAAUUUCAUUAGAAUUAUAUGCACAGAGAUUCAAAGGAUCCAGUUAUGUUGAUUACA